Molecule: messenger RNA, 330 nt
Organism: Penicillium cosmopolitanum
Lineage: Eukaryota; Fungi; Ascomycota; Eurotiomycetes; Eurotiales; Aspergillaceae
Product: cytochrome b-c1 complex subunit 9
Exons: 4
Coding region: 1-330 (109 amino acids)
Biological process (GO): mitochondrial electron transport, ubiquinol to cytochrome c
Source: RefSeq, a predicted model, not a curated record
AUGGCCGGAGGGGACGCGGUCAAUGGCCAAUCAGCGAGCCGGGAAUUCCCGCUGCUUUUCGUCCUCAGCGAAUUCAGCCAACUUCAACCUCUUCAAUCCCUCCGUUCGACUCCCCACCUCAUUGUCAGCACAACUCCUUCACAAUGGCCGGCGUCCAUCAUUCGUAAGAAUGCGGUCUUCCUGACCACCAUCUUCGCCGGUGCCUUCGCCUUCGAGCUCUCCUUCGACACCUUCUCCAACAAGGUUUGGGAUUCCUGGAACGCCGGUCGCCAAUGGAAGGACAUCAAGCCCCGUUACCUGGUCCAGGCCGAGGAGGAGGAUGAUGAUUAA